CCUCUCCUCCUCCUCUCUCUCUCUCUCUCUCUACUCCUUUCCUCUCCUCUCUCCUUGCCCUCCUCGCCCCCAAUGGUUGCCGCGGCCACGGCGCCACCUGCCCAUUCCGCGGCGAGCCCUUGACCCACCCCUGAUCUCGCGGCGGCGGCCGAUCCGGCACCCGGCGACGUGUCCCGGCGGCGAUGGCGGCCGCAACGGCGGCGAUGGCGGCCGCAACGCCGCCGCGGGGGCGGCAGCAGCGACGGGGGGAGGAGGGGGAGGGGGAGGAUGCGGUGGUGGAGCUGACACCGAGGAGGACGCGGCUCCCGCGGGCGUGCAACAGCCGGCCCAAGGUGCCUCCCCCUCCCCCGCCCCCGCCGCGGCAGGAGCGGGCGAGGCCGCCGGCGGGGGCGGCGGCGGGGGAGGAGGAGGAGACGACGCCGAAAUGCCGCGUGGUGACGCCGCUGGUGGCGGAGCCCGAGGCGCCCGCGGAGCUGCCGCGGUGGAGGCUGCGCGGCAUGUGGGAGCUCGCCUCCGUCAUCAACUUCCUCCACGUGUUCCGGCCAUUGCUGAACAUUACGGUGGAGUUCACGGCGGAGGAGCUGGAGGAGGCGAUCCUAUCGCCCAACAAUACAUUGGAUGACGUUCAUAUGCCUCUGCUGAAGUCGAUUCCUCCAGUAACUCGAAUGGCUAUGGGACGUGGAACAUGGAUAACAGUGUUAUGCAGGAAAUUGAAGUACUGGUGGAAUUGGGUUGCAGAAGGUGAUCUUCCAAUUGUUGCCUCACACGGUGCGGAAAUUGAAAUGUACAAGGCACUUGAGCCAGCAACACGAUUAGUGAUCCUUAAAGCAAUAUGUGAUAUACGUGUUGAGCAAGAGGAUAUUCGGAACUUCAUAGAUAGUUCUUUAAAGCGUGGUUAUGAGCUUCCUGUGUUCCGUAAAGAACGUAUUGGAGGAGAUUCAUAUGGAAUCUCAUACUGGUAUGACGAGGAUCCCGUCCUUGGACAUCGGUUAUAUCGUGAGAUUAGGCAAGUGGAGUAUGAGAAGGACCCAACCAAAAAAGCUAAAGGGAAGGGAAUCUCAAAUGCCCCAGUUGUAUCCUAUCAAUGGGAGACUGUUGCAUGCAACUUUAUUGAAUUUGAAUUAGCAGCAGAAAAACUCUUUUCAAGUAGGAACAGGACUGAGGUCUCGCUUGGCAAGAAGUUGAAGAACAAUUAUCUUCCAGAGAUGGAAAAGAUUCACAAGAAGAAGGAGAGGCUGCUCAAAAAGCAACAAAGAGAAGCACUCCUCCUUGACAACCGCUUGACAGUGAAUGGGUUCACCUCUGUCCGCUCUCGUCGUGAAAGAAAGCGUGUCACCUAUACUUUUGAUGAUUAUGAGCGUUCAAUAAAUGAAGCCAUAAAACCAACAAAGAAAAGUGAGAACUCUUCUGAGUUCAUUACUACUUCUAACAGAAGAGUACACCCAAAACGAGAGACAGCGACCAAUGGUAGGUUAGCUGGUCCUUCGCCAUUAUGCAAUGGAUUCUAUGGAGAAUAUCCACUAAGGUCACAUGGCUACCAAGGAAGUGAGUGGGAGAAAAAACCUGAGACUCUCGAUCGCAGGCAAAGAAAAAGAUCUCGAAGGUACACGCAAGAUUUUGUUGAGGCUAUCUCGGACGUCGACCCAAACUUCGACAGUGAUGAUGAUAUCAUUGGUGAAGCAGUCUAUGAUGAGGAAUAUCUUAGAAGUCGAAAGCAAUAUAAGGCCAGACUUUUAGAACUCGAUAAAGAGUUCCAAUUGGAACAAGUUGCCGAUGAUGGUAAUGAUGAAGUGGAAUAUCCUUCGAGUACCAGUGAAGAUGAAAAGGAGCCCCAACGGUACAAAAGAUUGGCUACUUGCAAUCCUCGAGGGACCAACUUGAGAACUAUCGAUGGAUUCCAAACAUGCAUCACACGAAGUAAGCGUUCCACCCGCCCACACAUGAAGUAUCAUCAGUAUGAUCUUUCUGGCACAGAUACAGAAUUGGGAAAGCCAGGUAAAAUAAAGGUACCAGAUCCAGAUGCUGGUUCUGAUGCACUAAAUGACAUGGAGCUCUCGACAACUAGUCAAGACCAGGAGGAAGAAGGUGCUGAAGUAAAUAAAGAGCGGCCACCCCUGCUUUCUCCUAGCAGGAAUAAUGGAAGCGAUGGGAGAAGAUUUCUUGACUUAAACGAGGUUGCGCCUGUAGGCGGUUUUGAUGAAACACAGAGUCGCAACGGCGAAAGGCGACCACCUGGAUAACAACUGAGGAUCAUGCCCUUGGGUUUAGAUACUGAGUAACAUUGUUGAUCCAUCAGAGGCCAAUGAGCACCCAUGAGAGAGCGAUACAACAUCAUUCAUGCGUCAACCUGAUUGGAGGUGCUUUUGUCAACUUGGAAGAACCAAGUGAAGAAACGAUAUGGUCCAUCAUAAGUGCAGCUGUAGAAUUACCAUUAGCUGAUCCAGUCUGAUGAUUGUAGACCAUGGUGAGAUGUGUGCACUGAUGUCUGGCACGCGUCAACUGAUAGCGUAUUAGCGUAUGCGUGUUAGAUUGCCAUUUUUCUUCUUCUUUUUGAGUCAUUGUCACAUUGUUGUUUCACCCCGGCUACAUAUGCUUGCGAAAUCGCGAGGCCUAAAUGAGUAACAUUGUUGGUGUGGCUUGGCCGCUUCAGGAUGCAUUCUCUGCAUGUUGUCAUCAGUCUCAAACUGUGAUUCUUGCCCUCCCGUAUUUCCAAUUUUCCAUGGCUUGUGUAGUUGUGUUGUGUAUGUAAUUGUAGCUUGGAACUUCGGCAAACGAAAGCUAUUCUUUUCUUCCCCC
Molecule: messenger RNA, 2796 nt
Organism: Oryza sativa Japonica Group (Japanese rice)
Lineage: Eukaryota; Viridiplantae; Streptophyta; Magnoliopsida; Poales; Poaceae
Product: DDT domain-containing protein DDR4
Biological process (GO): regulation of DNA-templated transcription
Cellular component (GO): RSF complex
Source: RefSeq, a predicted model, not a curated record